GGUAGACCGAAAUAUAUUUUGCCUCAAGAACAACUGGAAUUUCUGGUAGAACGGCGGUUUAGUGUUCCUCAGAUAUCAAAACUCUUGGGAGUUAGUCCUCGAACAGUAGAAAGACGCCUGUCAGAGCAUAGGUUGAGCAUUCGAGAGAUGUACACCGACAUGAAUGACACUGAUCUAGAUGGCCUGGUUAGGUGCAUACUACGGGAGUUUCCUAAUGCUGGUUACAAGAGAAUGACUGGCUUCUUACUUGCUCGAGGAAUACGACUUCAGCAAAGUAGGAUACGGUCUGCUAUGCAACGAGUCAACCCCGAGGGCUGUCUCUUGAGAUCACUGGAGUUGAACGUAUUGCACCGCCGCAGUUACCAGGUGUACGGACCCUUGGCACUGUGGCACUUAGACGGAAACCACAAAUUAAUAAGGUAAUGUACAAAGUGUUUAGAGAAUGCUAUUAUACCUUGCGAUAGCUCAAAAUUAAAAACAAACUCGAUGUCCUAAAAAAAAAAAGUAAAUAAGUUUAAGUAUUAAAACUUUCCUAUGCUGCAUGUAUACUCCCCAGAUGGAGAAUUGUCAUUCACGGCGGCAUUGAUGGAUACCCAGAAUGAUUGUUUUUCUUCAAGCUGCCACCAACAACAAAGCCUUGACUGUUUUUCAGUGGUUCCAGUCAGCAGUGCAAACUUACGGCCUUCCAUCACGUGUAAGGACGGACAAAGGUGGCGAGAAUGUGGAAGUAGCAUGGUUCAUGUUAAACCAUCCUUUGCGUGGCCCAAAUCGUGGCAGCCACAUAACGGGAAGAAGUGUGCAUAACCAACGAAUCGAGCGUUUGUGGAGGGAUGUGUUCUUGGGUUGUACAUACCUGUUUUACUAUCUGUUUUAUUAUAUGGAGAACUGUGGUAUUCUAGACCCUGAUAAUGAAGUUCACCUAUUUGCCUUGCAUUAUGUCUACUUACCACGAAUACAAAGAAAUUUGGAUCUGUUUACUGCUGGUCACAACAGGGGCCCACUGAGCACGGAGCACAACGCCUCACCUGAGCAGUUGUUUAUUCAAGGCAUGUUAUCAGUAGCAAACAGUGAGCAG
Porites lobata is the source of this 1075-nucleotide messenger RNA. NCBI's taxonomy places the organism in Eukaryota, Metazoa, Cnidaria, Anthozoa, Scleractinia, Poritidae. The record is from the annotation of a GenBank genome assembly.